UUGACACUAACAUCUGCAGUUUUCAGAGGGAGACGGUCGCAAUUCAAUAAGAUACCAAUGAUGCAUACGGUCCCGCCCGGUAUUUUUUAAUUAUUUACUUCUCGUCUUCACGCAUUUUUUCUCUUUUUGAGGAACAUGACAUGCUAGGAUCUCGUCAAUUACUGGGGAACUGCAAGUUCUGAAACGAUGUGGCCCCAUGUUGUUUGAUUGCAGCUUGGAUUGUGCAACAAUGCCAGAAUAUACAAAAGUGGAAUCAACACAAAUCUCACGAAGGAGUAACGUGUCAUCACUUUUGGAUUGUUUUAAACACUGUAUUUCAUUGAAAUUUUUACCUUCACACACACGUCCAUGGUUGGGAAGGUUGUAAUAGUCGGUAAAGAUGGAAAAAUGUGGUGGAGCCAGGAAGUGUCGACUACCCAACGUCACCUGAGGAACUGGAAGAUGAUCCUGUGGGUGGUGGCGUCGCUGCUGACUCUGGCCGAAGGGGGCUUCUCCGAGGAGGACAGCAAGAAGGCCCCCCCGGGACUGCUCCUGUCCUGGGAGAGGAGCGCCUGGCGCGGGCCCGACUCCCCCCAGGUGCAGGAGCUGCAGGAGGAGGAGCGGGCCCGCCCCUCGUGGCCCCGUGGCUUCGACCACCCCUCUCCGGCGGAGGAGGAGGGCGAGGCGUACCCGAGCAGGUGGCAGCGCUCUCCCCCCGAGCCCGCCUCCACGCGACCCCCCAGAAGGAACCGGAAGAAGUCGAAGAAGUCCAGCCGGGACUGCCGCAUGGAGACGAAGAAGAUGAGCGUGAGGGACCUGGGCCUGGGCUUCGACUCGGACGAGAUCGUGGUGUUCAAGUACUGCGUGGGAACGUGCCACAGCUCCCGCAAGAACUACGACCUGGCCCUCAAGGCCCUCACGGACAAGGGCAGCAUCCCAGGCAGGAAGGUGAGCGCCAGCCCCUGCUGCCGUCCCACGCGCUACGAGACCGUGUCCUUCAUGGACGUCCAGACCACCUGGAAGACCAUCAAGUGGCUGUCGGCGGCCAACUGCAGCUGCGUGGGAUGAUGCGGCGUGGGGGGGGUUGGGAGAGAAGUGGAGGUUGGGCCCUGCGAAAA
Messenger RNA from Osmerus eperlanus (European smelt), 1097 nucleotides. RefSeq names its product neurturin. The coding region runs from base 349 to 1047 and encodes 232 amino acids. Gene Ontology annotation, biological process: peripheral nervous system development. Lineage: Eukaryota; Metazoa; Chordata; Actinopteri; Osmeriformes; Osmeridae. Gene Ontology annotation, molecular function: growth factor activity; receptor tyrosine kinase binding; glial cell-derived neurotrophic factor receptor binding. The record is from RefSeq and is a predicted model, not a curated record. The transcript is spliced from 4 exons.